GAAUUCAAAGACCUUGAGGUAUUUAUUUAUCGGUAAAGAUUCGGUACUAAUUGAAACUGGGCAACGUGGAAAGUUCUACUUCGACUUAUUCCAGUUGACUCAAUUCACAACUCGCCUACCGUUGGCUACUGGUCGCAUUCUACACCCGCAAGUCACAUCACGAUGGGGGACUCUGUUCCAGAACAUAGGAAGAGAAUAAUUAUCGCCAUCACGGGGGCUACGGGAGCAGAUAUUGGUAUCAGACUCUUACAGACACUGCGCCGGCUCAAUGUCGAGACACAUGUUAUCAUCAGCAAGUGGGCGAGCGAGACGAUCAAAUGGGAAACGGAUUACACGGUAGCGGCAGUACGAGCACUAGCGGACCACGCAUACAGUCCACAUGACCUCGCAGCCCCGAUCUACAGCGGCUCCUAUCACAUCGACGGGAUGAUCGUAGCACCUUGCUCGAUGCGGACGCUCGCCGCCAUCAACGCGGGUAUAUGUGACGACCUCAUCACACGCGCAGCGGACCUCUGCCUUAAGGAGCGGCGCCGCCUUGUCCUCGCCGUCCGCGAGACCCCGUUUAGCGAGAUCCAUCUGCGGAACAUGCUGGGCGUCACCAGCGCGGGGGCUAUCGUCGCACCGCCUGUCGUCGGGUUUUACACGCGGCCGUCGUCUGUAGAACAGGUCGUAGGGCAGAUGACGGGGCGGUUGCUAGAUUUGUUCGGGCUGGAUGCGAAGGACUUCGCUAGGUGGGAGGGUAUGCGUAAGGGGAGUUGAGGGACUGUUUGUUUAAGUGCGGUAUGGGAUCUCCAAGGUCCAAUGCUAGAUACUGUUAUUGGGAGCUGGAAUGAAGAUGUAGUUGUACAAUGGAAGUUUUAUUUAUGUCAUUAUUGCUCUAAUACUG
Daldinia loculata is the source of this 886-nucleotide messenger RNA. RefSeq names its product Phenylacrylic acid decarboxylase. Gene Ontology annotation, molecular function: carboxy-lyase activity. NCBI's taxonomy places the organism in Eukaryota, Fungi, Ascomycota, Sordariomycetes, Xylariales, Hypoxylaceae. Bases 163 to 759 code for a protein of 198 amino acids. The transcript is spliced from 2 exons. The record is from RefSeq and is a predicted model, not a curated record.